AUGCCGGAAUCUAGGCGAUUCGCCAGCUUCAUAAAACCAAAGACACCGGGUAUUAGCACGCCAACCAUCGUUAACCAAUCGGAGGAACUCACCAAGAAGGAAGGGAACGGUACCGGUCUAUUCGAGAUCAAAAAGGUGGACGACGAAUACUUCUGCUUCGCCACGGAACGACAAGUCUGCCGAAACUGGCCAAUCGAGCAGCAAAAAACGAAUAGUGACCCAUCCCGGCGAGGCGAGGGAACCUGUAGACAGCUUUUGUGUGCGCAUCAACACCGCCCGGCUUCCUGGCAUCCCCCGGCUGGGAUCUCCCCUAGCAGUCCAGCAGGUAGCACGGCGGAACCCCCGGCAGCCAAAGGACGGAAAACAAGCCAACCAUCCUUGAUCCGGUCUCUAACAGUCAUGCCGUCACAGCCACAGUUAACGUCCUGUCCAAAAUCACGCAGAUUGGAACCGGCGGAAAAGAGGGCCAACCCCUCUGAGCAACCAGACACUCCAGAACAUCAAGCACGACUACCGGGAGGAACCAGCUAGCCUCCAGAGUUUGCAAAGAACCAUGGCACAAAGUCACUGCAGUUUAAGGUCCACCAAAUCAAUGUAAAUUGGAGAAAAACGAAAAAAAAUAAUAAAAACAUGAACAACAGCAACAAACUUUCAAUCCGAACAAA
Culex quinquefasciatus (southern house mosquito) is the source of this 665-nucleotide messenger RNA. RefSeq lists its product as uncharacterized. The record is from RefSeq and is a predicted model, not a curated record. The coding region runs from base 1 to 531 and encodes 176 amino acids. The transcript is spliced from 3 exons. Lineage: Eukaryota; Metazoa; Arthropoda; Insecta; Diptera; Culicidae.